CUGGUUCGUUCAAUCGGUGUCUCAAACUUCAAUUCCCAGCAAUUGAAAGAUAUAAUACAGAAGACAUCGACCAUUCCGGUGCUAAAUCAAGUGGAAUCGCAUCCAAUCCUAAGUAAUGAAAAACUGUUUCAAUUCUGUAAACAACGGAAUAUAGCGAUGACUGCAUACUCACCGCUCGCCAGAGUUGGCAAUGGUAUAGAUGUGUCUCCGUUAGAGGAUUCAGUCAUUAAAAAGUUGGCCAAAAAAUAUAAAGUAUGCGAAGGGGCUGUAUGUAUACGAUGGCAGACCCAGAGGGGACUGAGUGUCAUCCCAAAGAGUGGCACAAAAGAGCGAAUUAAGUCGAAUAUAAAUGUAUUUCAUUUCACGUUAACUGACGAUGAAAUCAAAGAAAUUAUGGCUUUAAAUAAAAAUCUGCGGACUUCUAAACAUAAUAGACAUGGAUCUGAUAAGACUAAGAAUAAUCCUUUCCUUAUAGAGUUC
Molecule: messenger RNA, 480 nt
Organism: Oppiella nova
Lineage: Eukaryota; Metazoa; Arthropoda; Arachnida; Sarcoptiformes; Oppiidae
Source: the annotation of a GenBank genome assembly